GGGUGGUGUGUUCAUAGUCCAAGCCAACAGAUCCAGGCCAUUGAUAAGAAAAUUGAAAGUAAGGAUGGUUGGUAAAGAGAGGAGAGAAAUAAAGAGGAAGAAAAAGAGGAGAAAGGUUAUUUUUGUACAAAUAAAUAUAUAUAGAAAGGGAGGGAAUGGUCAAGUAAAAGUUUAUUACAAUCAGAAGAAAUAAUACUUGGAUCAUUCUUCUUAAUAUUUUGUUUUGACCAAAAAAUUAAAUGACCCUUCCAGUGUUGAUGAAUAUGGGAAGUAUUGAUAAUUUAUUUUUAAUGGAAAUUAAUGAGAUUUAUCUAGGAUUUAAAUGUUAAUACCUACCUAUAUAUAUUCCUCUAUAUUACAAGGUUUACAAGCAGGAAUAGAAAUUCUGCCCUUCUAAUUGUUAUUGCUUACUAUGUAAUUCGCUAAUCACAUUCAGGUGCCCCAACAAUUAAUCUACCUAAUUUCUUUCUUAUUGCCUGAAUCAUUCUUCCCUAACUUCUCUCCCAUCUCUUUUUGUUUUCUAAAUUCUAUUUUGCUAAUUAAAUAAAUUUUUUAGAAAUAUUUUAAUUGAAAAAGGAAAAUUCUUUAAUUGGAGGAUUAAAAAUUAAAGAAGGGAAUGGAUCAAAAUGCUUGUGCCGAAUGUGGAUAUACAACGGCCGAUUUAAAUGAAUUUAAUAAACAUGUAGAAUGGCAUGAAGAUUUAAAAGAAGGAGAAGAAAUAUUUGAAACAAAUGAAGAAGAAAAGUUAUUGAAAGAAAUUAAGGAGGAAGAGGAAGGAGAAUUUUUAGUAAAAAAGAAAAAAAGAAGACUAAAAUUUGAAAAUUUAAAUGAAAAGAAUUUAACAGAAUUAGAAGAAGGACAACAAAAAAUGGAAGAAAGUGACAAUUUAAAUAAUUCAAAUAAAAUGCUUGGACAUUUGGCUGAUUUGGGGAGAUUUUUAAAUGAAGCUGUUGCUGCAACUAAUAAAAAUAAAAAUAAUUUAAUAAUUAAAGAAGAAAAUGUUGAAAAUAAUUUAAAUAUAUUUUGUAAUAAUAAUAAUUGUUUUUUACAAGAAGAACAAAUAACAAAAAAUAAUUUAAAUAAUCAACAAAAUGGGGAGGAAGAAGGAAUAAUAAUUAAAAAAUCAUCAAAAAAUAAAAAAUUAAAUAAUAAAAAACAAAACGGGAAUGGGGGAGGGGGAGGAGGUAAAACAACACAUAAAUGCCCCCAUUGUACAUUUACUACAUUUAUGUCUCAACAUAUGAAAAGUCAUUUGAGAGCACAUGAUAAUUUUGUUGGUCAAAUGUAUAUUUGUGAUCUUUGUGGAAUGGCGUUUUCUCAGAAAGCAAAUAUGCAUAGACAUAGAGGUACACAUUCUGGAAUGCAAGAACAUUCAAUGACACAUAUAAAGACAGGAAAUGAUUUUGACUGCCCGGUUUCUGGUUGUUCUUUUAAAUUUUCCCAACAUAAUUUACUUAAACAACAUCUCGAUCAAAAACAUGCCAUUUCCCCUUCUUUGCAGGGGCAGUGUAAACUUUGUAAUUUGCAAUUUUCAAAUGCUCGCCGUCUUUUAAUGCAUUACCAAACAAAACAUGAGGAAUAUGCAAGUAAUGAUUCACCCGUUCUUGAAGGGCAAUCGCCGGUGAAAAGAUUAAAUAAUUGUUUAACAAAAACAUCUCCUCCUUCCUCACCAUCAGAAUUAACAACAGAAACAUCCUCCUCCUCCCAACAACAACCUUCCUCUCUCCAACAAAAUGAUCAAAAUUUUUCUUUUCCCUCAUCGUCUAUCAAAAAAAUUGGACGAAAACCAAGGAAAAGGCCAAGAUUGUUAUUAUCCCCUUCGUCCUCUACUACUAUAAAUUCUUCAAUUAAACAACAAAUAAAUAAUAAUAAUUUAAUAUUAGAUAAUAAUUCUUUAAUUAAUUCCUCCAAUCAUUAUUCAAAUAAAACAAAAGUUCUACCAGUCAAUGGCUGUAUUUCAUUUUCCCCCGCAACAUUUUCUGAUGCCCCUACAACUUCUUCUUCUAGCACUUUAAAUGGUUAUAACGUGGAAGAUUUAUUAAAAUUAGAUUGUGGUGGAAGUGAUAACAACACAAAUACUAGUUAUUAUUCUUCCCCUUCUUCUUCAUCCUUAUCUACAAAAGAACAACAAAACCUUCAAUUAUCAACAAUAUUUACUUCGACGGUACUUAUUAUAAGAAAUGGGACGGGGUACUCAAAACGCAGACUUUUUUCGACCCUAAACUCGUUUCUGAAUUUUAGGCUGACUUAA
This is a messenger RNA of Meloidogyne enterolobii, 2251 nucleotides long. The record is from the annotation of a GenBank genome assembly. Lineage: Eukaryota; Metazoa; Nematoda; Chromadorea; Rhabditida; Meloidogynidae.